UACCAAAGAAGAAGAAGAAGAAGCUGCUCUAGUCGGCCAUUUCGUGAGCUUGCUAGCCAACGUAGCCGAAACAUUGGAGCUCUUUAGACUCUUUCGGUGAUUAUUAGCCACUGUGUUUUAAACACACUUCUGUCGUAUCUACUAGCUACCCCUUUUAAUAACAUAUUUACGUUGUUUUUGUUAGUCAGCUAGCUGGCUUGUUAAAUUAGCAGUAGCACUAAGCUAGUGCUAACUAGCUAGCUAACGUCCUCGACCAUGAGUUCACUGAGCUACCCCCCUCCUGCUAAAGAAGAGGAGGUCUGCUGGACGGAGAAAGAAACUCUCGUGAAAGAGGAGAAGGAAGAGGAGGCUGUUACAGUUAAACAAGAAGUAGAGGAUGAAGCUGUUACAUUGAAAUUAGAAGAGAAAGAAGUUACGGUGAAAGAAGAGGAAGGUGUUUUCAGAGUGAAAGAGGAGGAGGAUGUUACUGUGAAAGAAGACGGGGAGGAAGAGGAGGAUGCAGUUUUUGGAGUGAAGGAGGAGGAGGGGGAGAUGACUGAGGAAGACGAUUUUGGAGUGAAGGACGGGGAGAUUACUGUCACGUUAGAGGAGGAGGAAGAAGAGAAGACUGGAGAUCUGAUUAACACCAGAGAGAGACCAGACUCAGAGGAACCAGAGAUGUCCGAACCAACGAGACGACACCACUGUUCCCACUGUGGAAAGAGCUUUAACCAGUUAGGGGACCUAAAAAAACAUGAGAGAAUACAUACAGGAGAGAAGCCUCACCAAUGCUCCCAGUGUGGACAGUGUUUUACCUGGUUACAGAAUCUAAAACAACAUCAAAUACUACACACAGGCGAGAAACCUUACCAAUGCUCUCAGUGUGAAAAGGCUUUUACCCGGUUAGCACUCCUGAAAGAACAUAAAAUAGUACACACGGGAGAAAAACCUUUCCACUGCUCUCAGUGUGAAAAGAGUUUUACCAAGAAAGGGAUCCUAAAACAGCACGAGAGGACGCACACAGAAGAAAAGCCCUACCACUGCUCCCAGUGUGGAAAGACAUUUUCCUUAAUAAAGUACCUGAAAGAGCAUGAAAAAACACAUACAGGAGAAAAGCCUCGAGAGAAGCUUUUCCUUUGCGCCCUGUGCGGAAAGAGUUUUACCCAUUCAAGGCUCCUGAAAUCACACAAAAGAACGCACACAGGAGAGAAGCCUUAUCAAUGCUCCUUUUGUGGAAAGAGUUUUUCUCAAUCAAGUUGUCUGCAAAAACAUAAGAGAAUACACACUGGAGAGAAGCCUUACCACUGCUCCCUGUGCGGAAAUAAUUUUGCCCGGUUAGAUUCCCUGAAAUCACAUAACAGAAUACACACAGGAGAGAAGCCUUUACACACAGGAGAGAAGCCUUUACACACAGGAGAGUAGCCUUUACACACAGGAGAGAAUACCUCAUUGUAAAUACGAUUUUUUUCUUAAUUAACUUUUUUUUUUUUAUGAAUAAAGAAGAAACCUGUGUCUUGUGAUGUAGUUCAGUGGUGUUCCGAAUGAACUGUUUUAUAUGCUGUUUUCCCAUUUGAUUAAAGUGUACUCAAAAAUACAAUCUCAAGACAUUGAAUAUGAAAUACAUUGGUUUGAAUGUAGAGUACCAAUAUGCCAGUUUGAAUGUGUAUGCUCUCUGUGAUUACAUGGUCAUUUUCCAACUAUG
Molecule: messenger RNA, 1681 nt
Organism: Coregonus clupeaformis (lake whitefish)
Lineage: Eukaryota; Metazoa; Chordata; Actinopteri; Salmoniformes; Salmonidae
Product: zinc finger protein 501
Exons: 2
Coding region: 256-1401 (381 amino acids)
Biological process (GO): regulation of transcription by RNA polymerase II
Molecular function (GO): RNA polymerase II cis-regulatory region sequence-specific DNA binding; DNA-binding transcription factor activity
Source: RefSeq, a predicted model, not a curated record